This is a messenger RNA of Lymnaea stagnalis (great pond snail), 6666 nucleotides long. The record is from the annotation of a GenBank genome assembly. NCBI's taxonomy places the organism in Eukaryota, Metazoa, Mollusca, Gastropoda, Lymnaeidae.
AUAUAAAAGAGAAGGUCGAGUAAAACAGCGUUACUUAGAGGAACUAGAGCCAUCUACACACAAACUAUAUGGGAAGUAUUCAAUAAACUUCUAAAAUUCUAAAGUAUAUUUUAAAACUAGAGAAAGUUUGAAGGUAAGGACUUCCUUGUGACUGUCUAAUCGUCAAGAGAAUAAGUGCAUUAUUUAAGUUGAUUUUAGUUCAAUGUUUUGAUUAAUAUAUUAAUUUAAUGAUUUAGGGAGAGGUAAGUGUUUGUAUUUAGGUGAGGUGUUUGUAUUUAGUUUAAGUAAUUUUUUUUGCAUUUUGGUUACUUUUAGGGUUAGGUACGUGUUUGUAUUUAGUUUAGUGUUUGGUAAGUGAUCAGGAAAAUAGCCAAAUUGUGGUUGAAACACACACCAUUCAACCUAGUCACAUAGUAGUUGAAUCACACGUCAUUGAAACUUGCUACGUUGUAGUUAUUGCACUCUGUAAAUCUUUGUACUAUUAUUUCAACUAGACAAUUUGUGAUUAGAUUAUAACAUAGUUACACCCUGUCAUAUUGCAGUUACAUCCUGUCACAUUGCAGUUACACCCUGUUUUACACACUGUCACAUUGCAGUUACACCCUUUCACAUUGCAGUUGCACCCUGUCGCAUUGCAGUUACACCCUGUCGCUUUGCAGUUACACCCUAUCGCAUUGCAGUUACACCUUGUCACAUUGCAGUUACACCUUGUCACAUUGCAGUUACACCCUGUCACAUUGCAGUUACACCAUGUCACAUUGCAGUUAAACCCUGUCGCAUUGCAGUUACACCCUUUCACAUUGCAGUUACACACUUUCACAGUGCAUGUGGAUAAGACAAAUCAGCGAUGUCGGGAUACUCAAAGGAUUACCUUUCUCCUGUUUGGUUGAUGCUUCUUUUUGGUAUAAUCGUUUACUCAGGUAAAGUACAGUGUAAUCAUGUAAUCGGGUAAAGUACGGUGUAAUCGUUUACUCAGUUAAAGUACAGUGUAAUUUUUUACUCAGGUAAAGUGUGGUGUAAUGUAUUACUCAGGUAAAUUAUGAUGUUAUCGUUUACUCAGGUAAAGUAUUUCGCUAUAGUUAAUUUAAAUAUAACAUAGAGCAAAGCCUUACUGUCACUAGCGAAAUCUCCCCCAUUCCUUCAUUGACCUCACCUACUACCUCUAUACCACGUAUAGGCCUAACUAUUGCUAACCCUAUUUAACGUUCUAUGCUUAUUCCCAUUUUUAAUCUUAAAAACUUAAUUCAUGUUGUUAUGUAGGUCACUUUGCCCCGUGCUCUUGCCACACCGAACGUAUCUCUGAAUUCCUUGAUGGAGUUUUUCAACCCAUCGUUGCCUCACUGCCAACUUACAUUAAGGACACCAACCAUGCUCUUCAAACCUUUGAAUCCAUCAUAAUCCCUCCUGAAAAGACACAUAAUCUAUUUCUUCUUGAUGUAUGUUCUCUAUACACUUCCAUCCCCCACACUGACGGUCUCUUAGCUCUCAAAUUCUUUCUUGAGACCAGACCCCACCCAUCUAUACCCACCAACAUCCUCCUCAGAUUGGCUGAACUAGUCCUCACCCUCAAUUCGUUUGAGUUUGGUGGCCAAUGUUUCGACCAAAUCAGUGGUGUUGCUAUGGGGACUAAAAGGGGACCCAGCUAUGCUUGCUUGUUCAUGGGGCAUUUCGAACACUUGGUCGAAAGCAGCUAUACUGGACGCCUCCCUCAAUUCAAUAAGAGGUACAUAGAUGAUGGUAUAGGGGUCACCACUAUGGAGAGGAGUGAACUUGACCUGUUCAUUAACUUUGUAGGCUCAUUUCACCCCUCCAUUAAAUUCACAUCUCUUAUCUCUGAGACCUCAGUCAAUUUCUUAGACAUUACAGUCACUCUUCACAAAGACACCCUACACACCUCUGCCUACUUUAAGCCCACUGACAGCCACAGCUAUCUACUCUACUCUUCAUCCCACCCUAAAUCCUGUAAGGACUCUAUUCCUUUCUCUCAAUUACUCCGUCUUCGUCGACUUUGUCGGUCGGAUGAGGACUUUUGGGACAAGGCACUUGAAAUGAUAGACUUUUUCCGGUGUAGGUCUUACCCGGAGACAGUACUUUCAUCAGCCCUCCAAAGGGUUAAGAAUAUUACACGUGCUGAUGCCUUCAGACCACGUCUGAGCGACAAGGUUGACAGGACAAAACUCAUUUUAACUUAUCACCCUCACAGUCUGAUUGCUAAACGUGUUUUCCUUAAACAUCGAUCUAUACUACUCACAGACACCGACACACGAGACAUUUUCUCUUCCCCACCUCUCAUUGUUUUCAGACGGGAUAAAAAUCUGAGAGAACUCCUUGUACGCAGUCGUAUCAAUGCUCCCCCCUACCACUUUGGGACCAAGCCGUGUGGACGCAGUCGUUGCAACACGUGCCCUUUUGUCGUCCAGACUGAACGCAUACGUUUCCCCAAGGGCAGUUUUCAGAUACGCGACGGUUUCCUCUGUACUAGCCGCAACGUUAUCUCCUUGACAUUAAAAGAGUUCACUCUCGCUUACUAAACUCACUUGUCACAGAUAAUAAUAAUAAUAAUAAAGUUCAUUUAAAAAACACGCUUCAUCCCCAAAGGCUCGAAGCGCGGUACAAAGUCAACAAAAAACAUAUCUAUAAUUCACCACAUUUAAAACAAACACAACACUACAAAAACUAAUUACAAGCAUACAAUAUCAAAGUCUUUCUAGCCAUUUCAACCCGGAGCAACACAGCAACACAUGGAAAAUAAGGUAGACAAUCAUCCCAGAAGGUAUUUGCGAAAUAGAUGUGUCUUUAGAUCUGUUUUAAAGGACUCCAGUGUCUGGUUGUUUCUAAGAUCGACAGGAAGGGCGUUCCAAAUUGUUGGACCAGCAAAUGCGAAAGUGCGCUUUCCGUAAGUCUCAAGGCAAACACGUGGUGUCGAGAGUUUGCCACUAUCGGAUGAGCGGAGCUCUCUACUGGGUACAUAAGGCGUCAGCAGCUCUUUCAGAUAGGACGGCGCCAGGUCAUGUAAGCAGCGGUAGCACAAAGUUGCGAUUUUGUACUCUAUGCGAGCACGCACCGGCAGCCAAUGCAACUCUCUCAGAAGUGUUUUUGCAUGGUCGAAUUUGCGUUUGCGGAGAACUAUGCGAGCCGCAUUAUUCUGUGCUAUUUGAAUUUUAUCCAGGAGCGUAGCUGGAAGACCCACCAUGAGAGCAUUGCAAUAGUCCAUGCGUGAUAGCACAAAUGCAGACAUCAGCCUCUUUGUUGUAUCAAUUGUUAGGAAGGGCCUGAUUUGACUAAUCCUGCGCAGCUCCAGAAAAAUCGCCUUGCAUAGCAUGUUAAUAUGACUUUCAAAAGUUAGUCUUCUAUCUAGGUAGACACCCAGGUACCGCACUGUUUGAGCUAACUCAAUACGCACACCUGAGAGAGUAAUGGAUGUCGUGUUAUGUGCAGAUUUCUGCUUCUGAGCGGUCGCAAUGGGGAGCAGCUCAGUCUUAUCAUCAUUUAAUUUGAGCUUGUUAAUGGUCAUCCAGUGCUUUACCGACUCCAUUGUCUUCUGUGUAAUACUGAGCAGCUGAGGGAACUGAGAAGUGAUCACGGAUUGAUGAAGUUGUGUAUCGUCCGCGAACAUGUGAUACAACAUGUCAAACUGCACCCAGGGGCUGAAUGUACAUUGUGAAAAGCAUCGGGCCUAGGACCGAGCCCUGGGGUACUCCGAAUUCGAGAUUAGAUUUCUUCGAGGUCAAGCCGUUUGAAAUAACCGAUUGGACCCGAUUAGUCAGAUACGAUCGGAACCAACACAGGACGGUAUCAGUGAGACCGAACGUUUGUUGCAGACGCUGCAGCAGUAUGCCGUGGUCGAGCGUAUCGAAAGCUGCCGAUAAAUCGAUUAAAGACAAAAUCGAUACCCGGCCCUCAUCACAAGACGACAGAAGGUCGUUUACGACGCGCAACAGAGCUGUCUCAGUAGAGUGAUGCACCCUGUAUGCUGAUUGGAAUGGUUCAAACAAGUCAAACUGAGUGAGGUGAUCCAGGAGUUGGCGGAGAACGACUUUUUCUAAGAUUUUAGAAAUAAAUGGUAGAUUUGAGAUGGGGCGGUAAUUUUCCAUCAUAUUUUCCAUCAUACAGAUCACAAUACACACCGUACAUCUGAUGUCAUGACCUUGAGAGUAAUAAUAACAAUUGUUUCCUCUGUCACUCUUACUGCAACAGUCAGGUAAUAAUAAAAUUUACUUCCUCUGUCACUCUAGCUGCAAUCAUUAAGGUAGGAACACUCGCUUUCACUGUCAAUCUUAAUGCAACCGUCGGGGAAUAGCGCUCGCUUCCUCUGUCACUCUUACUGCAACAGUCAGUUAACAGACAACACGUCGAUGGUUAUAGACUUUCUGAUUGAUUUGUAUAGUUUUAAUUAGGUUUUUUUUGAUAGCUCUGAGUGGUUUUACAGUCCGAUUGUUUUUGAUAGCUCUGAGUGGUUAUUUUGUUUCAAACAUGUCUACAUAAUAAUGAUGAUCUCGUGUCUAUACCCCAAACCUGCACACUUUCCCCAUUGUCCCAUCCUACACACGUUGUCACCAUUAUCCUAUCUCACCUUUACACACUCUCACCAUUAUAUUGUUCCUAUUUCUACACAUUAUCAUACUUAUCCUGCCCCACCUUGUAUACAUUGCAACCAUUAUCCUGCUCUAGCUUAUUCAUACUCUGUUAUCCUAUCCCACCCGUUACACACUCUCAUCAUUGUAUUGCCCCACCUUCAACAUACUAUAACUAUAAUCUUGUCUCACCUUCUACACACUAUCACCAUUAUCCUGCCCCACCUCCUACACACAUUGUCACCAUUAUAUUGCCCCACCUUUUACACACUACCAUCAAUAUCUUGCCCCACAUUAUAAUCACAUUGUCACCAUUUUCCUGCACUGCCGUAUACAAACUUUCACUGUUAUCCUGCCUCACCUUUUACACACUAUCACCAUAUCCUGCCCCACCUUAUGUACACAUUGUCACCAUUAGCAUGCCUCACCUUGUACACACUAUCACCAUAUCCUGCCCCACCUUAUGUACACAUUGUCACCAUUAGCAUGCCUCACCUUGUACACACUAUCACCAUAUCCUUCCCCACCUUAUAUACACAUUGUCACCAUUAGCCUGCCUCACCUUGUACACAAUAUCACCAUAUCCUUCCCAACCUUAUAUACAUUUUCACCAUUACCCUGCACUACCUUAUACAUACUCUCACUGUUAUCCUAUCCCACCUUUUACCCACUCUCAUCAUUAUAUUGCCUCACCUUCUACAUACUAUAACUAAAAACUGGUCUCACCUUCUACACAAUAUCACAAUUAUCCUGCCCCACCUCCUACACACAUUAUCACCAUUAUCUUGCCGAGCCUUCAACACACAUCGUCACCAUUACAUUGACCCACCUUUUACACACUAUCACCAUUAUCUUUCCCCACCUUCUACACAUUAUCAAUAUUAUUUUGUCCCACUUUCAACACACUCUCUCCAAUUACUCCUUUUCUUUCCAGGCCCUUUUAAAUUUCUCUUGAAGGCGUCACACUCUUUGGUCACAAAGCCUGUCUCGACCCACUUAUCCAAUGUUACUGGUAUACAAAGAGUUAACAUUAACCCAUGUUUAGGAUAUACGGAAAUUUUAAACUUAUCCAUGUAUAGGACAAACGGACAAAAUUAACCAAGUGUAUAGUGACUUCUAAAAGCUUGACCCAAACUAUGUUCUAACAGCAAAGCGUCUUUUACCAAUAUUAUUGACCACAGUUCAGAAAACUACGGCCUCUGGCGACUAACAAUGACUUGCUGAUGAUCAAACCAAAACUAUUAACAAAAUAUAAAAAUGCGUCUUAUAAGACAGUCUUAUAGAUAGCUGGCACGCUCCAAGAACUGUCAGAUCUGGCUUUUUAUAAAUGGGUUGUGGACCCCUGUCAUAGACCAAUGUAAAAAUUGACACUUAGUCACGUGACUCUGGUCAGAUUGAAAUCUGAUUAUGUACCUUAGGAUGAAGACGAGUCACGAAGAAAGGGUUGAUGUGACACGCCAUAUCCAAAAGGGAAUCGUUAUGGUAAGUCAAACUGAACUUAGUUAAGCUUGUAUCACGUACCACUUAUCAUCUAACAGUGGGUGGGUCCCGGACCUUUCCAUCUCUGAGCCGCGACCUUCAAAAACGGCCGGAAGUGGCAUCAUAUCCACCAGUGCAAGAUUUGCUCUUGUCCAUCAUAAAGAGAUGGGACUUUCAGACCGAUGGAUGCCAUUGCAAUGUGAGUUUUUAUAACUCUAUUUUCCUUUAAUUAUAUUGUAGUACUACUAAUGGAUUUUUCCCACCCCUCCCCAACCGAUAAUUAUAUAUUUUUGUUAGGCAACAAGUUACGGUAAACAUUGGUAAGUUUGUAUGAUAAUGAAAUAUGACGUUUAAACUUUUAUUUUUAAAUUUCAUACACAGUGUUGACAUUACGUUUUCCUGCUCUAUAAUUUAAUUAUGUCAAUUCUUUUUUCUAAUUGACUCUAAUACAGGGAUACAGUUUCGAGUGUAACAGGGAUUUGUUUUGUCAACGGAGAAACAAAUCACGGCAUUGGUCAUGUCAGAAAACUUGCUGUGGUUUGAAGUGUGUGGCCAAAAACUAAAAUCCAUUAGUAAACAUUUAAGUAUUUGGAAUAAACGGAAUGUUCCCACU